This is a messenger RNA of Trifolium pratense (red clover), 905 nucleotides long. Its product is annotated as pseudo histidine-containing phosphotransfer protein 6-like. Gene Ontology annotation, cellular component: nucleus; cytoplasm. NCBI's taxonomy places the organism in Eukaryota, Viridiplantae, Streptophyta, Magnoliopsida, Fabales, Fabaceae. Bases 328 to 726 code for a protein of 132 amino acids. Gene Ontology annotation, biological process: cytokinin-activated signaling pathway; phosphorylation; phosphorelay signal transduction system. The transcript has 9 exons. Gene Ontology annotation, molecular function: protein histidine kinase binding; histidine phosphotransfer kinase activity. The record is from RefSeq and is a predicted model, not a curated record.
UUUUCUGGGUCUCCGCGGGUACUCUGCUCCGUUGCCGUGGUCUUCCAAGUCCCACCGCACCGUCGCGUCCUGAUACGAAUUGAUCAAUUUUCGCAUCACGUCCUCCCUGAAUAACCGUCUUCACAACAACGAGUUGCAAUAUGGCUCUUUAUCAGAUCAAGAACGAGCUUUCUUAUUUGAGGAGAAAACUUGAAAAUCUUGUGCAGACAACCAUUGAGGUGACCAGUUUUGGCGCAGUGGGAUGGUGGUAUCAUUGAAGACUGUUUAGGAUGUUAUCGUAAGCACUUAGUUGGAGGCAGUUCAAAAGUUUUGGGCAGAUUUCAUUUCAUGCAUGGGGUAGUCAAUGAUCGGUUUAAUGAGAUUGUAUGUGUGAAUAACACCGGGGAACGACAAUGUGUUGUGCAGCGGAUAGAAACAUAUUUUGCUGAUGUUGACACGAUCCUUGCUGAGCUUUCACUUGAUGUUGAUAAUUCAGAAGUUGACUUCUGUAAAUUUGCUUCCCUAGCUCGUGAAAUUGAGGAUAAAAGCGCAAGCAUUGGUGCUGAGCAUGUGAGGCUUGCAUGUUCUGAUCUCAUUAAAGCUGGCGAUGAAAUGAACAAAAGAGUGUUUUUUCGAUCAGUGCUCUGGGUACAACAUGAGUUUACUAGUACCAAGAAAAAGUUGGAUGCUUUUAUUCAGAUGGAGCGAAGGAUUAUCAGAAUUGAGAGGUCAAAAUCUUCAAACUAGAGUGUAUCAGUGCGAUUUUUCCCUCAGUUGGAUAAGAAUUAUGUUUUUGAACAAUGUGUGUUUUGAGCUUUUGUUGGUUGCUAAACCAUGUACCUUGUUUGCGGACAAAAACGAUGUUGAACCAUGUUACUUGUUUGCGUACAAAAAUCGUGCUUUCUUUAGGAGCACAAUCUUGACAA